CCUAUUAAUCCAUAUAGAUAUAAUAGUCCCAACUUUGCUCCAAACAGCAGAAAGGAAGUAAUCAAAUGGGUGAUGGGGAUGAAGUGGUUUUUGUGGGAUUCUGGACAAGUCCUUAUGUCAUGAGAGUGAAAAUUGCUUUGGCGGAGAAGGGAGUCGAUUACCUCUAUUUGGAAGAAGAACAUCUUCUCCAAAAAAACAAGAGCCCUUUGCUUCUCAAAGUCAACCCAGUGCAUCAGAAAGUUCCUGUCCUCAUUCAUAACGACAAGCCCGUACGUGAAUCCCUCAUCAUUCUUCAAUACAUUGCUGACGUUUGGAGUGAUCACAAACCUCCUCUACUUUCAGAGGAUCCUUAUCGUCGAUCUAAAGCAAGAUUUUGGGUCGACUUUUUCGACAACAAGAUAGCAGACUGUGGGAGAAGGAUGUGGGCUAGCAAGGGAGCAGACCAGGAAGCAGCAAAGAACGAGUUUGUAGAAGUCUUAAAGCUGUUAGAAGGCGAGCUUGGGGAGAUGCCUUACUUCGAAGGUGAUCGUUUCGGCCUCCUGGAUGUCGCUCUGGUACCAUUUGCCUGCAGGUUUUACACAUAUGAGAUGUUUUGCAAUUUUAGCGUGGAGAAAGAGUGCCCAAAGAUAAUGCAAUGGGUGAAAAGGUGGAGCCUGAGGGAGAGUGUUUCCAAGACCCUUCCUGACAAAUAUAAAGUCUAUGACUUUGUCUUGGAAGUCAAGAAAAUGCUUGGAAUAAAUUAAGAGCUAAGGACUCGUUUGGUAGAAAUGACUGAAUUGGAAUGGAUAAUCCUUUAAAUUCCAUUAUUUUGAAGGUU
Pyrus x bretschneideri (Chinese white pear) is the source of this 817-nucleotide messenger RNA. Its product is annotated as glutathione S-transferase U19-like. Gene Ontology annotation, molecular function: glutathione transferase activity. The coding region runs from base 66 to 743 and encodes 225 amino acids. NCBI's taxonomy places the organism in Eukaryota, Viridiplantae, Streptophyta, Magnoliopsida, Rosales, Rosaceae. Gene Ontology annotation, cellular component: cytoplasm. The record is from RefSeq and is a predicted model, not a curated record. Gene Ontology annotation, biological process: glutathione metabolic process. The transcript has 2 exons.